GUGUUUGUGAUGAACUGAACUUUGAGUGUAAAACAUAUGAAAUGUAAACAAAUUAUUUAAAUAUUGGAUUCAAUUAAAAGCCAAUCAAUAGCCGAAGACAUUAUCACCAAAAUGGGAGCCAUUAUGUCGCUAUCCAUCUCUCCGUUGUCUCCGAUCCUGCAGUUCACGGCUCUGUCGGUGGUGUCGGCCAUCUUCGCGCUGAUGACUCCCUUCACGAAAGUCGAGGAAUCGUUUGCAAUGCAAUCCAUUCACGACUUCAUAUAUCUCUCCAACUCCUCGAAUCUGAUCCAAUUGGUGGCCAAUCUGGUCGACCCCAACACUUACGACAACUACUCGGACGCCGACCACCUCUUCCGACGGCUCCUCAACACGAGUUCGACCGCCGCUCAGAGUUGGGACCACAAGGACUUCCCCGGUGUAGUCCACCGAACAUUUUUGGGCCCUUUCUUCAUAUCAAUGCUGUCGAAGCCCUUCUCGUACUUCUUUCAGUCGGACGACAAGUUCUACGUCCAGACCGUCUCCCGCGUGGCUCUACUUCUUGUGGUGAUCGCCAGCUUCUCGGCGUUCGGCCGUUCCGUGCAGUCGCGCUACGGGUCUACCACUCGUCGGGCGCUGUCUGUCCUCACUCUGACUCAGUUCCACUUCUUGUUCUACGCGUCGCGAUGUCUGCCCAACACCUUCGCCCUCAUCGCAGUCCUCAUAGCCUUCGCCAAGUGGUUGGACAAGAAGUGGAAUCAAUUCAUUUUCGUCGUCGCCUUCACUGUCCUCGUGCUGCGCGUCGAGACGGCCAUCCUCUUCGCGUGGAUCACUCUUUACGAGCUGUUCGUCACCCGAGAGCUCCACUUCCGGCGUCUCCUCAAAGUCGGCAUUCCUUCCGGUCUCGUCUCUCUCGCCAUAACCGUCGCCUUCGACUCGUACGUGUGGGCGCGACCCGUAUGGCCCGAAGGCGACGCCAUUCGGUUCAACAUUUACGAGAACCGAUCGCACGAGUGGGGAACGCAGCCCUUCUUGUGGUACUUCUAUUCAGCGCUUCCGCGAGCGAUGCUUUUGACAGUGAUUUUCGUGCCGUUUUGCUGCCGCGAAAUGCUGAAGACUUUGGCCACCGUUUCGCUCCUCUUUCUGCUCUCGUAUUCCUUUCUUCCGCACAAAGAGUUGCGUUUCAUUAUAUACGUCAUUCCUCUGCUGAACGCCUGCGCCGCCAAUACCAUCGCGGUCGUCAUCGAGAAGUUCGAGGAUUCGGUGACCAAAAAGAGCGAGUCCUUCCUCGUCGCCAAACUCUGGCACUUCUUGUGGCCCAACGACUCGAGCGCUUCCAACGGGUCGCUCGUCAAAGACGAGAACAAGUACGACGCCAUUCCGGCCAACAAUAAGCAUCUGCGGCGCCGCGGGAAGCACUCCGUCGAAGACGACUUGGACCAGCAGUACGAGAAGAUAACGGCCGCUCAGCUCCAGAACAGCAGCGACAAGUGCGCGGCGCCCAACGGCUGGUGUAUGACUCUGGCCUUCAUCGUGAUGGCGAUCCACGUCUGGUGCAAUGUGGCCGCCACUGUCUUCAUGACUCUGACGGCGUGGCACAACUACCCGGGUGGAGAGGCCGUGUCGUGGCUCAACCGCCACAUCACGACAGUGGACAGUUACCACGAGCGCCACACCAUCGGCGUCUACGUGUGCAAUCUGGCGGCGCAGACGGGCUUCACGCGCUUCCUCGAGUUGGAGGCCGUCUAUUACGACAAACAGCCGAAACUCGUGGACGAGACGUUCGUUCGCUUCGGAGUGACGUAUUUGGUGCUCGAGAAGUCGGACGUCCAGAGCCUGCAGUCGCGCUGCUCGGGCUCGGGCGCCGACGUCUCGUGUCAUAUCGGACGCCACAUCCGCAACUGCCGCUUCCUCAAGUCCGUCACCGGAUUCAAUGGACUCGACUUCUCGCUCUCCAAACAAGUGGUCAUAAAGACGGCGCCAAUGCUGUGGAUAUUCCGGUGCCAGAAGUGACACCUUUUUGGCGACCUUUCAUGCAUUCGUGUAUUGGAAAAGCAUUGAUUUCUUAGCAAUUGAGUGACAAUUAUGUUUACAAUCAUUACUCGAAUCAAAUAUUUUUCAAUAUCCUGUCAAAGAGUGUGUGUUUUUGAUCUCAAUUUCAGUCAUAAUUUAAUAUAUUUGUGAUAAUAUUCAGAGUUUUGUCGUAUUUAUGACU
Messenger RNA from Oppiella nova, 2191 nucleotides. Lineage: Eukaryota; Metazoa; Arthropoda; Arachnida; Sarcoptiformes; Oppiidae. The record is from the annotation of a GenBank genome assembly.